Messenger RNA from Auxenochlorella protothecoides, 207 nucleotides. RefSeq lists its product as hypothetical. The coding region runs from base 1 to 207 and encodes 68 amino acids. The transcript has a single exon. The record is from RefSeq and is a predicted model, not a curated record. Lineage: Eukaryota; Viridiplantae; Chlorophyta; Trebouxiophyceae; Chlorellales; Chlorellaceae.
AUGGUCAGCACAGAGCAUAGUAAUUAUGACGUAAACUUUCUUCCGAGGUACUUCCGGCCAGGUUCUCAACAUUCUCACCUCAGAAUACUAGUGCUCAGCCCGCUUCUCGACCCCUCCAAAGACAUCUUCCGGCUAAAUUUAUUGCCAGCCACGCGCGCCCACAACCUAUCUGGACCAUCCGGCUCCGCAAACACUGGACACGCGUGA